Molecule: messenger RNA, 1023 nt
Organism: Ceutorhynchus assimilis (cabbage seed weevil)
Lineage: Eukaryota; Metazoa; Arthropoda; Insecta; Coleoptera; Curculionidae
Source: the annotation of a GenBank genome assembly
UGAGGCAAUUUAAAUGUCCAAAGAUAGCAAAACUGCAAUCUGCGAUACCGAAUUGCAGCAAUUAGACACGACUUUUUCUAUUAUAUAAAUACAGAACCAUGUUUCUCUAAAACACACAAAUUGUUACAAACAAAAAAAAUGGCAAAGUUACUUCCAUUAUUAUUUCUGGUACCUUGUAUGCUCACAAUUUCUCUUGCAUAUCAACCAUUAUACAUAGAUGAUGACUCAACUUUUAGAAAUCCAGACGGUGAUUCUUUGGAAACAACAUUAACUUCAGUUGUAUUUGGUACUAACUGGUGUGGACCAGGAAACACAGCCCAAUACUAUGAUGAUUUAGGAAAAUUAGAAGAUUUAGACGCUUGCUGUCGUGCUCACGAUAAUUGUCCAAAUAAAAUUAGUGUUGGCGAGAAAAAGUAUGGGUUACAGAAUACAAUGUUAAAAACUGGUUUAAGUUGUCAUUGUGAACAUGCCUUCCUCCAAUGCUUAAGAAAUGUCAAUAGCGAAGAAUCCAGGAGUGUUCGUAAAUUUUACUUUGAACUACUACCAGCGAACAAAUGUUUCCAAAAAGAAGUUCCUUACACUUGCAUAGAUUCCGGGCCAAAUAAAUGUGGCAAAAUGAUAUUUGACCUCUCAAAACCAGAAAAAUAUCAAUGGUUUGACGUGGAUGUUUGGGAGCAUUAUCUAUCGUGGAAGUUGAAAAAGGGAGAAUAAUCAAUAAAUAAAAAGUACAUUUAUUCUUCAGAUAAAUCAAAAAAAAAAGAUCAAUAUUAUAUAAAUAAUUCUUUGGAACAAUCACCAAAAAUAAUAAAUAAAUAACAAAUACACACUUACCUUAAAACAAUAAUACUGAAGUAGUAAUUACCUAUAAUUUGUAUAAAUUUAUCGUUCUUUCAUUGUUCUUAACUUAACCUGUACGUUUUGUAAAUGGGACACGAGUUCUGUGGCGUAGGGGCCCAUCACUUUGUGGGGGACGUAGAAUAGAAUGUCCUUUUUGGCUCUGAGACAUUCGUCGGAGAAUCUUUG